GGGGUCUGCAGCUGGGCAGGGGUGCCCCAUGUCCCUCUGUCCCAUCAAGCGGGGGCAGGAGGUUGCCAGGACGGACGGACAGGGUGUGGGUUUGCCAUGCCCAUCAUCGGGGCUUCAGCCUUCCGUGUGCCAGCGCUGGCUGAAGAGGCUGAAGAUGCCCGAGCCCUCAAGCCUUGAGCUGACACUGCUGCUGGGACAGGUCCCACCAGCUCCUGGACUCAGGUGCCAGCUCCUGGGCAGCACCUCCCCAAAGGCUGCAGUGCCAGGGGCCACGCUGGGCUGGUGUGGGAGCAGGGGCAGCACAGCAUGGGGAGCCCGUGCCGGGGUACCGCGGGCACCCGACCACCGCAGCAGCAUCGCUUCUACACCCAUGGAGGCCAAGGAUGGUGGGGGCCUGACCUGGGACACUGCACGCAGCUGGACAGUGUGUCACCACGUCACUCUGGGUGGACAAACUCUCCACGGCACGGCUUCAGGUCUGCCCCGCUGGGGCAUCUCCACCGGGUGCAUCUGGCUCUGUGGGUGCCAUCAUCAUCCCUGCUCACCACCAGCAUCCAGGACAUUCCCACCACCACGGGGAUAUGUUUCUGCCACAAAUGCCCUCUCUGCCGGAGCCCCCUCUGCCACACAGAGGAGCCGGGACGCGUCUGGUUUUGCCCGUGGCCUGGCCGGGGCUCGGUUGUGUUGUGUUUCUGUUCUCGCUAUGCUACUGGGCAGGAAAAUGACGGUGGCUUUGUUUGGCCCGUGGGGUUUGUGUGUGUCACUGUUGAAGACGCUGGUUUGUACUAGGCUGGCGAGGGAGGCGCUGGGCAUCCUUCCGCUGGCAGAGGCUGUAUUGUUUUAGGAGAUGUUUGGUAUUGUCUAUGUUGUCUUCCAUGUGAACAUGACAUUUAUUCAUUCAGA
Molecule: messenger RNA, 903 nt
Organism: Calidris pugnax (ruff)
Lineage: Eukaryota; Metazoa; Chordata; Aves; Charadriiformes; Scolopacidae
Exons: 2
Coding region: 29-844 (271 amino acids)
Source: RefSeq, a predicted model, not a curated record